Rhinichthys klamathensis goyatoka is the source of this 851-nucleotide messenger RNA. It is a transcript of the gene thtpa, whose product is annotated as thiamine triphosphatase. Gene Ontology annotation, biological process: thiamine diphosphate metabolic process; thiamine metabolic process; dephosphorylation. The record is from RefSeq and is a predicted model, not a curated record. Lineage: Eukaryota; Metazoa; Chordata; Actinopteri; Cypriniformes; Leuciscidae. The transcript is spliced from 4 exons. The coding region runs from base 93 to 800 and encodes 235 amino acids. Gene Ontology annotation, molecular function: magnesium ion binding; thiamine triphosphate phosphatase activity.
UUUUAGGCUGUCCGUGAACAUGCCUGACCAGAAAAGCUGUACAGGACCCCCGAUUCCACGUCUGUCCUCAUUACACUGAUUGAUCGGACAAAAUGACUGUAGAGGUGGAGAGAAAAUUUGUUUGUAAUGCAGAAAUUAUGGGGAAACUACCGCAUAUUGGAGCUAAAUGCAUUGGUCAGCGGCAGUUUCAAGACCAGUACUUUGACUCUCCAGAUUUCAUCCUCACACUAAAAGAUUUCUGGCUGAGAUGCCGAGAGGGAUUGUGGGAAUUGAAAUGCCCUGCAGUUUCAGGAACUACACCUGACAAUGAAACUCAGGCCCUUUGCUCACGAUACAGAGAGAUAACCAGUUUCCCUCUGAUUCAAUCAGAAGUCAAAAGGAUUAUCAGGGAACACACUGCUGAAGGGAGUGAAUCAAAUUCCUCACAAAGGGAACAAAUUGACAAAGUGGCAGAAAAUGAGGACACAGAGAUCUGUUCAGCAGAUGCCACAAAGUGGCUGUCUGACCUCAAUCUCAUCUGUUUUGCUGAGUUCAAGACCAAGCGCUGCUCAUUCAUGCUAGAGAGAGACGGUGCAGUGCGGGUGGAUCUGGACCAGGCUGAUUUCGGAUAUUGUGUGGGAGAGAUUGAGGUUCUGGUGCCUGAAGGAGGUGACAUGAAUGCAGCUCUGCAGAGGAUUACAAGCACUGCUGCAGAACUGGGUUUAAGCUGUGAGAAGAGAGUAAAGGGGAAAAUGGAUAUUUACCUUCAAAGAUAUCAACCAGACCACUAUGCAAAACUUCUCAAUGCUCAUAUUUUAUGAGGAAUCACUAGUGUAACAUGUAAUUUGUAGUUUUUAAUUGUGAUUAAUUUA